CAGUGAGGGUGGGGAGAAUGAAAGGGCAAAGUGCCCUCUUGCCUGGAGCUCCCUGUCAGUGCAGUGUGUGCUUCGGAGAGUCUGUGAACAGCCACCACUUGAUCCUUCAUGUUUACAAUGGCUUUGGAGAAGGUAUCUGAGUUAAAAGAAGAGGCUUCAGAAAUUGGGCUUUACCUGGUGUAACUGUGCAGCUGCUGAUGUAAAUUCCACCCGCACAAUGGAAGUGCAUGAAAACUUGUGCCAUCAAAAAGGGGAAAAGAACUGCACAGAAGCGACCCAGUCAGAACACUUCACCAAAUGUGAAGAAAAAUACACAAACUACUGUGUUGAAGGAAGCUGUCGUUUCUUUGUGAGUGAGCAGCAACCUUCAUGUGUGUGCAAAUCUGGUUUCGUUGGUUCCAGAUGUGAGCUGGUGGAUAUCUUAUUUCAGAAAGAAGACCGUAAUCACAUUAUCAUCGGCCUGAUUUUGGCACUGGCGAUAUUCAUCAUCCUGAUAGUAAUCAUAUUUAUUUGUGUACAUCGGUCUCACAGGAAACGCAAAGAAAGGAAUAAGCGAGAGGAAGUGGAGACUUUGAACAGCGGGCCUCAAGAUGAAACACCAAGUAGAAAUGUGGAGACUUCAGUGACUGGUUGUGCUUGAGACUUUCUCCGAGAUACCUGCAACCCUCCAGAAGCCCUGUAAACCGAAGAGUUUGCUGCCCAGACUGAGCUCCUUGGGGCCUGUGAAAUAUGGUUGACACCAUACCUAGAUUUUAAUAGACCCCAUUCUCCCACCACCCCACUACCCCCAAAACACAAUUAUGUUAGUUCAGAGUUUGCAUGGAAUCAGGGAUCUGGAGUUUGCCUGGGCGCUAGAAGUGGCUUUAAAUUAUGAGUUCCAGAAUGUAAACAAAGCCUCACAUUUUCCUACCUGGAAUAGUGUGAGCUAGAUGGCAUCAGGAACCAUGCAUUGGAUACUACAUUGGCUGCCAUUUCCCACUGUUUAACUGAGUCUCAAAUGCACAUGCCUGAGAAAUCCCAGGCCCCUGCACACAAGACCGGUGGAGCUAUUGGCAGGUCAGGGUUGCUAUCAGACCCUGUAACCAUAUGGGUGUGUGGAGAUGUCCCAGAAGAUGACCUUAAACACGGUAUAUUACAUUUAAUAAGAUUUACAUCAAUUUCUCUUAAAAAAAUACAAAUAAACUUAUUAAGUUUUAAAGGAAUCUUAACGGUUGCUAAAACUUAUGCUAUUUGUACUUCACCGAUGUUGACUCAUGAAAUACUGCUCACUGUAAGGACUGUAAAACAGUGUGUUUUGAAGUAGAAAAGGAUUUCACUACAUAAACUGGUGAUUUGAAUGGACUGCACGUCAGCAGUCCUGGACUUCCUAUUGCCACAUCUGGAUGCCUUUCCAAGAAUGACGAUCUUUAGGCAGUGGACAGUGCUCAUUAGAUCUGUUUUCAACAAGAGUGAAAGCCAAAGCAUACUUUGCUUCAAGAGCCCAGCUUGAAAAUGCUGCUUUGGGUGCACCUUUAUACCUGAGGAAUUUAACUUGCUGCACAUGGUCUCCUACUGAAUAUAUAACACACUUAUAGUCAAAUGGCUCAGAAAGCGCUGUUUUCAUUUGACACGUUUCUUGAAGUAAACUUAGUUUGCAAACAAUGGUACUUGUUUAAAAUCAAUAAGGCUGAAUAUGCUACUUGACGAUAAACUGACUGACUAUAGGGUGAAACAAAGCAAAUUUGAGUAUCAAAGUCGGCUAUAGUAGUGCGGCCACUUUAAUACCCAUUUGGCCUUUAACUGUCUUUCCAGUCAGAUUAGUUGAGAAGAGUCAGGUAUAUGUUUCAUUUUGGGUGUGUGUUUUUGGAGUAUGAAAUUGUUAUAUUAUUUAAUAAAUGAUUCUCUUACUUUGUUUCUAAUGCAA
Messenger RNA from Callorhinchus milii (elephant shark), 1903 nucleotides. Its product is annotated as probetacellulin. The record is from RefSeq and is a predicted model, not a curated record. Gene Ontology annotation, biological process: epidermal growth factor receptor signaling pathway; positive regulation of mitotic nuclear division; positive regulation of cell population proliferation. The transcript has 6 exons. NCBI's taxonomy places the organism in Eukaryota, Metazoa, Chordata, Chondrichthyes, Chimaeriformes, Callorhinchidae. Bases 218 to 640 code for a protein of 140 amino acids.